CAUGCCUGCCUCUGAAGGUAGAUGAUUUAGAGGGGCGUAACACUGACUUGUCUCCGUACACUUGGAAGAGAUUGGCAGAAGUCAAGCCCCGUCAGGUUUUGCCGGGUGCUCAGUUUCAGGUGGCAAAAAAAACUGAGAUUCCAAUGGCGAACAACAUAGCACUAGACAGCGAGGCAUCAGUAACAAUGAAGCUUGAUAAUCCAUACGAGAUAGUGAGACAACUGGCUUCCACCAACGCAGUAGUUCUGUUCAGCAUGAGUGGCUGUUGCAUGUGCACCGUGGCUAAACGCCUCCUCUUCGGGCUCGGAGUCGGCCCUACCAUCAUCGAGCUCGACCACCACGUCUCCGGCCCUGACAUCCAAGCUGUCCUCUUUCAGCUAGCCGCCGAUGGUCGACAGCCCGUUCCUGCAGUGUUUGUUGGUGGCAAGUUCCUUGGUGGCAUUGAAACACUCAUGGCUUGCCACAUCAAUGGCACAUUGGUCCCUCUCCUCAAAGAAGCUGGUGCACUUUGGCUCUGAU
Messenger RNA from Theobroma umbraticum, 519 nucleotides. Its product is annotated as glutaredoxin-C9-like. Lineage: Eukaryota; Viridiplantae; Streptophyta; Magnoliopsida; Malvales; Malvaceae. The record is from RefSeq and is a predicted model, not a curated record.